Molecule: messenger RNA, 1078 nt
Organism: Magnolia sinica
Lineage: Eukaryota; Viridiplantae; Streptophyta; Magnoliopsida; Magnoliales; Magnoliaceae
Exons: 4
Coding region: 114-890 (258 amino acids)
Source: RefSeq, a predicted model, not a curated record
UAAGAGGCUAGACCACACUAGCUUUUAUGUAAAGCAAGAACCACACCAUCCCCUAUCACUAGAUAAUAUCAUCCCCACUUUCCAUGCAUGAAAAUAACUAACCCAACUGAAAUAUGGCAUCAUCAUCACCAUCCAUAGCAACCACAGCAAUCUUCUAUUCCUUCUCUACAAAACCAUCUCCUUCUUCCAUCUUUCUUGCCAAAAGCUACUCAUUCCCUCUCCAAAACCACCCAUUUCCUAAAAUCACAUACCACUCUCUCCUCAAUACCAGAAGCCAUCAUUCAACCACACAUCUCAAUGCCAUUGAAAGAAGCCAGUUUGAUGGAACCUCCCCUCUUCUUCUCCAAGAAGAAGAAGACAUUGGAGUCGAGGAGAGCGUAGAAGUGCUCAAGAACGCUGCAAAGACAAGACGGGUCCCAGCGGCGGAGGUUCUCUCCGCACUUGCUGUGAUCAAGAAGGCAAAAAUUGAUCCUUCAGCAUUUCUCGAUACUCUUGGCGGAACAGAAUCUCCUGGGAGGACAUGGAUGCUUAUUUUCACUGCUAAGGGUCGUCUGGAGGGCGGUAGCUAUUUCCCAGUCACUGCUGUUCAGCGAUUCGAUGCUACUGCAAAGAGAAUUGAGAACGGGUUAUAUCUGGGGCCAAUCGGAUGCCUAACCUUUGAAGGCAGGCUUUCAUGGAAGAACAGGAUCUUGGCUUUCAUCUUCGAGUGUGUCCGGAUAAAGAUUGGUCCAUUCGGGCCCUUGAAAAUCAACCUGGGGAAAGGAGAGGAGAGGGAACCAACCACGAAAGAUCCGUUCUUCAUCUGGUUUUACGUGGACGAAGAAAUAGCAGUUGCCCAAGGUAGAGGUGGGGGCACUGCCUUCUGGUGCCGGUGUCGCCGUGUCACAUAGUUCUGGUCCAUCUUUCAAUUUGAUUAGUACAUAUGUUUUCUGGUGUAUAUAAUCAUAUAAUUUCUGUUUUGUUAAUAGACUUAUUAUUCAAAGGAUGACAGUCACCAAGUAAACCUAUUUCAUCAAUGUGUAUUGUAAAUCAGACAGCAUUGGCAUUAUAGCAAAGAAGCCCAUGUCUUCAAACUUGA